Paramisgurnus dabryanus is the source of this 2653-nucleotide messenger RNA. It is a transcript of the gene prkacbb, whose product is annotated as protein kinase, cAMP-dependent, catalytic, beta b. Lineage: Eukaryota; Metazoa; Chordata; Actinopteri; Cypriniformes; Cobitidae. The record is from RefSeq and is a predicted model, not a curated record. Gene Ontology annotation, cellular component: nucleus; cytosol; cAMP-dependent protein kinase complex. Gene Ontology annotation, molecular function: ATP binding; cAMP-dependent protein kinase activity. Gene Ontology annotation, biological process: protein phosphorylation.
CGAAGACUGAUCUCUGAUCAGUGUUCAAGAAACCCUGCAAGAAAGUCAGGAGUCUCCCCGCGAUCGCUGUGGCGGAGACGAGAGGUUGCCAUCUGCGGCACGGAAGGGGAAGCGCUGCCGUGGGAUCAGACUAUCCUGCUGCAGGAUUGUCUUUCUGCAGACUGCCGUCCGUGAAAAGUAUUGACAUAAAGACACGGGCCGAGGUGUCGCGUGCAGGGAAGCUUCCUCCAAGCACUCGCUGUCGUCUCGUCCGCGCUCCCGCCAGAGAGUCGCCCGUGUCUCGCGCACGAUGGGAAACGCCGCUACCGCCAAGAAAGGCAAUGAGCUGGAGAGCGUGAAAGAGUUUCUAGCCAAAGCCAAAGAAGAUUUCUUGAGGAAAUGGGAAUCUCCACCACAGAGCACAACUGGCUUAGAUGACUUUGACAGACUGAAGACGCUAGGCACAGGAUCCUUCGGCAGAGUCAUGUUGGUAAAACACAAGGCUGCAGAUCAGUUCUAUGCUAUGAAAAUUCUGGACAAACAAAAGGUGGUAAAGUUGAAACAAGUGGAGCACACAUUAAAUGAAAAGAGAAUAUUGCAAGCAGUGUCCUUCCCGUUCCUCGUCAGAUUGGAAUAUGCCUUUAAGGACAAUUCAAAUUUGUAUAUGGUGAUGGAGUAUGUACCAGGAGGAGAGAUGUUCUCACAUCUUAGAAGAAUUGGAAGAUUCAGUGAACCACACGCACGGUUUUAUGCAGCUCAGAUCGUCCUGACCUUUGAGUACCUCCACUCGCUAGACCUCAUUUACAGAGACCUGAAACCUGAGAAUCUGCUCAUUGAUCAGCAUGGCUACAUACAGGUAACAGACUUUGGGUUUGCAAAGAGAGUAAAAGGCAGAACCUGGACAUUAUGUGGAACUCCAGAGUAUCUGGCACCAGAAAUCAUCCUCAGCAAGGGAUACAACAAGGCUGUGGACUGGUGGGCCCUCGGUGUCCUCAUAUAUGAAAUGGCAGCUGGAUAUCCUCCGUUUUUUGCAGACCAACCCAUUCAAAUCUAUGAGAAAAUUGUGUCUGGAAAGGUACGAUUCCCAUCACACUUUAGCUCUGAUCUGAAAGAUCUGCUGAGGAAUCUGCUCCAGGUGGAUCUGACCAAGCGCUACGGGAACCUCAGGAAUGGCGUCAAUGACAUCAAAAGCCACAAAUGGUUCGCCACAACGGAUUGGAUAGCAAUCUAUGAGAGAAAGGUGGAGGCGCCGUUCAUACCAAAGUGCCGAGGCCCUGGGGACACGAGCAACUUUGACGACUAUGAAGAGGAAGAUAUUCGCGUGUCUGUUACAGAAAAAUGUGCAAAAGAAUUUUCCGAGUUUUAAUUUUUCAGAGUUAUGGACACGGCAGAGCUAAAAAUAUGCAUAUAUACGUAUAUUUAUUUAUCUAUAUAUGUAUAUGUGUGUGUGUGUGCGUGUGUAUCACACAACACAUCAAAUAUAAGGGUAUCUUUGCACUCUAAAGACGUGGGAUGAGCAAAGAGCACAUUACCCUUCAAAGUUCUUGUGUACUUCCUUCAUUCCAUUUGACUUUAGAGAUCACCAAGGGUUCUCGUGAUCCACUAUGACGACAUCUAACACUCAUACACUGGCACAUCACUUUAAUUCACACUCUUUAUUAUGUAUUCGCCUUUUUUAAUUUUUUUUUUUGAAAGGUUUUCAUUUAAAAUAUGGACUUUACAAAAGCCAAAUUAUCACUGUUACAUCAAAACACAGUAUAACUGCAGCUCAUUAUUUCUUGGUAGCAUCACACCAGUGUUGCAAUUUAAAGGGAAGGUGUUGCCUUGUAGCCAUCUGCAUUUUCGUGUGUUGUGCAUCGUUUUUAUUUUCUUUUUUACCUCAGACCAAACACUGACAACGUUUUCAGGCGGCUUUUGGGUUUUUUGCUAGUAUUCGUUACUUGUACAUAUCCGUUUGGUUUUUUAAAUUUCGUUUCAACCAUCCCGUGUGUUGAAAGCAUGACCAAAAACCAUCAUGUUGUGGAUGGCAUAGGAAGAAGAGGUCUUUGCCUUAGGAAACACAAUAUUAAAGAGCCCACAGAAUGUUACAAGUGUGUUAUAGUCAUCUUUAUAUGAUAAUGUUACGGUAAAGGGCCAGUCUCAUGCAUAUACUGACAAAUACGAAUAUCUGUUGUUUUACCACUUUUUAUUCAUUAUAAAAAAAUGGUUUGGCUUCCUAUCAGAACUUUCUAACAGUGAGUACAUUUGGUCAGCAUUGCUGUUGGAUGAAUGAUCGCAGUGAGGCACUUAUCAGUACCGUAUGUUCAUUCACUUUUUGGUAAUAAUUUUUCGUCGAUGUUGAAGCUGUUUUGCAAAGUUCACACUGAAAAUUGUAAAACUGCCAAAACUCUUAAAUUUUUUUCUUUUCCAUCAUUGCUGUUUUGAAUUUGUUGUUAUUAUGGAUAAUGUUUGCAAAGUUUGAAUUUUGAGGUACAUUCACACCAACAUAUACUAAGAAAGCGAGUAUGUUAAAAUGAGACAAAAAGCAGAGUUUAAUAAGCCUCUGUUCAUUUGUAUCACAUAUAAUCCAGUUAUUGUUCAGCUCAUUAAGGCGUAUAUGCAUUAUUUCUUAUAAAUGUUUUUAUUUAUACACAUAGUAGAGAGAUGCUAAUAAAUUUUAUUUUUAAAACUUGUA